AUGGAUAUAAAAAAAAAAAAAUUAGGUUUAUAUAAGAAUAAAAUAAAUAAAUAUAACGAUAUUAAGUUAAAUGAUAUAAGCUUGGUAAAACUCCAAAAAAAAAAAGAGAUAAAAUGUGGAUUAGAAAAAAAUAAUUCAAAAUAUAAAAUCACAGAGGGAAAAAAAAAAAAAGAAAAAAAAGUAAAGUUGGAAAAAAAAAAAAAUAAUACUAAGGAUAAAGAAAUAAGUAAAAAAAAAAAAAAAAUUGAAAAGGGAAACAUAGUAACAAAGAGAACAAAAAAAGAUUGUAACAGUGGUAGUCGAGUAAAAGAUUACAACAAUAAAGAGAAAAAUGUAAUUAAAAUUAAAAAUUAUAAUAAUAGUAAUAAAAAUAAGGAAAUAAAUGCAAAUGUUGAGAGAAAAAAAAAAUAUGAUAUAAACAACAAUGAAAAGAAAAAUGUUAUUAAAAAAAAAAUUCACUCAUCAAAUGAAGUAGAUGAAGAAAAAGAAAUCGCGAAUAAUGAAAUAAAUAAAAACAAAGAAAUGAAUAGUGAAAAUUAUAAAUUCAUAAAAAAAAAAAAAAUUGAAGGAAUGUCUAUUACAAAAGAUCUUAAUAAGGAAAAUUAUUUAAGUUUAUAUGCAGAAAUAAAAAAAGAAAGAGAUAGUGAUAAGGUAAAAAAACUGAAAGAGUAUCCAAAUGAUAUUAAUGAAAAAUCUUUAAAAAAAUUAAAGAAUAAUGAAGAAACAUAUGAAAAAUGGAAUGAGCCAUUUGAAAAUAAUAUAUAUAAUAAGGAAAAAAAGAAAAAAAAAAUAAAUAAUAAUAGUUCUAAUAAUAUUAAUAUAGAUAAUAAUAAUAUUGUUACCCCUUUUGAUUACGAGAAAUUAUUAAUGUCAAAAAAAAAUAAUAGCGCAAUAUGGAUAAGUUAUAUAGCAUAUUAUCUACAAAAAAAUAAUUUAAAUGAAGCAAGAAAAGUAGCUGAAAGAGCUUUAAAGACUAUAGAUAUACAAGAAGUAGAAGAGAAAUUGAACAUUUAUUUAUGUUAUUUAAACAUGGAAUGCUCAUAUGGAGAUAAAUUAUAUGAUGUAUUUAAAAGAGCAUUAUUAUGUAAUAAUGAAAAAUUCAUUUAUUUGCAUAUGAUUAAUAUCUUAAAAAAAAAUAAUAAAUUAAUUCAAUUAAAAGAAAUAUGCGAAGAAGCUAUCAAAAAAUUUAAAUAUUCUAAAAAAAUAUGGUCUUGUUAUUUAGAAAUUUUACAUAAUACAUUUAAGGAUGAGGAGUAUGCUCAUGCUAUUUUAUUAAAAUCAUUGCAUUCUUUGGAAAAAAGAAAGCACUUGAAUAUGAUUAUAAAUGCUGCACGUUUUGAAUAUAAAUAUUCUAAUAAAGAAAGAGGAAAGACAUACUUUGAAAAAUUAAUUCAUGAAUAUCCCAAAAGAUCAGAUAUUUGGUUCACAUAUUUAGAUAUUCAUAUAAAUUCAUUAACAAAAAAUGAAAAAAAAGAAAAAAUUAAAUUAAAUAUUAAUGAUAUCGAAUUUAUUAGAAAUAUAUUUGAAAGAUUUAUAUCAAUUAAAUUUAAACCAAGAAUAAUGAAAAUGAUUUUUACUAAAUGGCUUUUAUUUGAAAAAAAUCAUGGAAACUUGCAUAAUCAAAAAGUUGUUCAACAGAAAGCAUACGAUUACGUAGAAAGCUUAAAUGCAAUUAGUUGA
Molecule: messenger RNA, 1680 nt
Organism: Plasmodium relictum
Lineage: Eukaryota; Apicomplexa; Aconoidasida; Haemosporida; Plasmodiidae
Gene: RRP5
Product: rRNA biogenesis protein RRP5, putative
Exons: 1
Coding region: 1-1680 (559 amino acids)
Biological process (GO): rRNA processing
Cellular component (GO): nucleolus; small-subunit processome
Molecular function (GO): RNA binding; protein binding
Source: RefSeq, a predicted model, not a curated record